AUGGACUAUAGCUUGCUGGAGGGCGAGAUGCCAGAUUUGGUAAAGGCUAUCCAGUCCUGUCCGCGUUUGCAAAGCCUCCUCGUCAGCUACAGUGACAACGACCCUAUCUGGCCCGAAACAAGCUGGCUGACGCUGGAAAUGCCCUCGAUCCGUCGUCUGGGUGUUAUAGUCGGCCCACUCAGACAGACCGCAAACUAUCUCGGCUUUGCCGCGAUGCAGACCAUGUUUCCAAACGUCGAAUCUAUUCAUGCUAGCACAGGGGGCUUGUGGUUGAUGCAGCGCCACACGCUCCCGUCCAAAGACCCCACCAACUUUUUGACAAAGUUGAAGAGCCUCUCACUCUCGGGAAUACGGGACAAUCACUUGGAGGAGCUGUUGACUUGUCUUCCUGGCCUCGAACACCUCGAGAUCACCAACCAGAACUACGAUUACUCCUGGCGAACGGCCCUCAAGCCAGUGCAAAACCGACUCAAGAGCCUUCACGUAUCCUACCACCUCAAGCCGCACCAUGGCAUGAACUUUUGGGAUGUCAAGUACCGCCACAGGCGAGCGGUGGCGAUUAUACGGAGCUCUGGAAGAACUGUCACUCGACUGCCGGUUGAUCCGGGACGUCGUCACGCCUUAUGCCCCUGA
Molecule: messenger RNA, 633 nt
Organism: Colletotrichum phormii
Lineage: Eukaryota; Fungi; Ascomycota; Sordariomycetes; Glomerellales; Glomerellaceae
Exons: 1
Coding region: 1-633 (210 amino acids)
Source: RefSeq, a predicted model, not a curated record